Messenger RNA from Octopus bimaculoides (California two-spot octopus), 3291 nucleotides. RefSeq lists its product as uncharacterized. The record is from RefSeq and is a predicted model, not a curated record. Gene Ontology annotation, molecular function: DNA-binding transcription factor activity, RNA polymerase II-specific. Gene Ontology annotation, biological process: regulation of transcription by RNA polymerase II. Gene Ontology annotation, cellular component: nucleus. Lineage: Eukaryota; Metazoa; Mollusca; Cephalopoda; Octopoda; Octopodidae.
AUCCAACCAGUUAGUAGAGCCAUCUAUUGGAGAAUUUAAAAAUAUACAAUCAUAUAAAGGGAAGAACUGCUACAACACUUGAAACACGUACCAUUUAAAUAAUGAAUUAAGGUUUUUAAUUACUGGUCACUGAGUUGCUGAUUGUAUCUGAAUACGAUAAAUUAACAAUGAUAUACUUUAAGGUGAUAAUGGUUAGAACGAUAAUAAUGUAAUAGCCAUUUUCUCGUCUUAAAUAAUAACUUCUAAACUGAAAUAUCGAUCUGUUGCUUACGAAAACGUAUGAUCGAAUAUUACAUGUGAUAUAAAUGAGAGUAACGUAGCAUAAUUAGUAAAAUUGAGAGGAAAACGAUUAGAGACUACCACAUUAAUUAAUGCUGGCCUGUUGUUUAUGAAGCACUGAUAAAACGAAUAUCACACCAUGUUGGCGUAAAAGAAAUUUCUUCAUUCAGAUGUGUGUCUGAUAUUUUUAUUGAUGUUCAUCGAUUAAAAGAAGAGCAUACAUUUAUAAGCCACAUUCAUCAAUACAUCAAGCUCUUUAUAUAAAUAAAGUCUUCGACAAUUGAUGGGAAAGUAUUUCUUCUGGACAAUGCAAAUUAACAGCAACAUUUACUUGUCUUCACUGUCUGGAAUGUAAAGGCGAUGAUCAAUUUACAGGUUAAUUAACAUUUAAUAAUUUUACAAAAGAUUAUAUCUUCUGUUUUAGAUUUUAAAUGAGAUCACUGAUGAAAGAAAUAUAACAUUAAAUUAUUCUCUGACAAUUGUGACACAACUUAACACAAACAUUCAUAGAAAUGAAAAAAACACUAUCAUUGUGAUAUGGUAUGACAAAUUAUUCUCUCAUAAUGAAUAAUUUAGAUAAACCAAAAAAUACUGAUGCAGGAGUGAGGCCAUAUCAUUCUCAUAUCCAUGGUAAAUCAUUUUCUGAAAAUGAUGUUUUAACUAGUCAACAAAGUACUCACUCAGGAGAGAAACCAUAUCACUGUGAUGUCUGUGGUAAAUCAUUCUCUGAAAAUGGUACCUUGACUCGUCAUAUGCGUACACAUACAGGAGAGAAGCCAUAUCGUUGUGAUAUCUGUGGUAAAUCAUUCUCUCGAAGUGGUGCCGUGACUACACACAAACGUACACAUACAGGAGAGAAGCCAUAUCAUUGUGAUAUCUGUGGUAAAUCAUUCUCUCAAAGUUAUACCUUGACUACACACAAACGUACACAUACAGGAGAGAAGCCAUAUCAUUGCAAUAUAUGUGGUAAAUCAUUCUCUGAAAGUGGUCACUUGGCUAAACACAAACCUAUACAUACAGGAGAGAAGCCAUAUCAUUGCAGUAUCUGUGGUCAAUCAUUUUCUAGAAGUAGUCAUUUGACUAAUCAUAUACUUAUUCAUACUGGGGAAAAACCAUAUCAGUGUGAUAUCUGUGGUAAAUCAUUUACUAAGAAUAGCUCUUUAACUAGUCACAAACGUAUACACACAGGAGAGAAGCCAUAUCAUUGUAACAUCUGUGGUAAAUCAUUUUCUGAAAAUAGCAAACUGACUCGUCAUAAACAUAUCCAUACUGGGGAAAAACCAUAUCAGUGUGAUAUCUGUGAUAAGUCAUUCUCUCAAUUUAAUGAAUUAACUCGUCACAAACGUGUUCACACUGGUAAGAAGCCAUAUCACUGUAACAUUUGUGGUAAAUCAUUUUCUGUUAGAUGUAGCUUAACUACACACAAGCAUACACAUUCAGAAGAGAAGCCAUACCAUUGUGAUAUCUGUGGUAAAUCAUUCUCUGUUAGAUUUAGCUUAACUAUACACAAACAUACACAUACAGGAGAGAGGCCAUACCAUUGUGAUAUCUGUGGUAAAUCAAUAUCUCGAAAGAGUAACGUAAAUAAACACAAACGUACUCAUACAGGAGAGAAGCCAUAUCAUUGUGAUAUCUGUGGUAACUCAUUCUCUGAGACAUCUUCCUUAACUAAACACAGACGUACACACACAGGAGAGAAACCAUAUCAGUGUGAUAUCUGUGGUAAAUCAUUUUCUGAAAAGAGUAAUGAAACUAGACACAAACGUACUCAUACAGGAGAGAAACCAUACCAUUGUGAUAUUUGUGGUAACUCAUAUUCUGGAGGAUCUUCUUUAACUCAACACAGACGUACACACACAGGAGAGAAGCCAUAUCAGUGUGAUAUCUGUGGUAAAUCAUUUUCUGAAAGUAAUACCAUAAAUAAACACAAAUGUACUCAUACAGGAGUGAGGCCAUACCAUUGCGAUGUCUGUGGUAAAUCAUUUUCUAAAAAUGCUAAUUUGACUACUCACAAAUUCAUUCAUACAGGGCAAAAACCAUAUGACUGUGAUACCUGUGGUAAAUCAUUCUCUGAAAGAUCUUCCUUAACUAAGCACAGCCAUACACAUACGGUAGAGAAGCCAUAUCAGUGUGAUAUCUGCGGUAAAUCAUUCUCUCUAAAUAAUCGUUUGAAUAUUCAUAAACGCAUUCAUACUGGGGAAAAACCAUAUCAUUGUGAUAUCUGUGGUAAAUCAUUUACUAAGAAAAGCACUUUAACUUGUCACAAACGUCUUCAUACAGGAGAGAAGCCAUAUCAUUGUAAUAUCUGUGGCAAAUGUUUCACUCAAAAUGGUGAGUUGAUUAAACACAAGCUUACACAUACAGGAGAGAAAGCAUUUCAUUGUAAUAUCUGUGGUAAAUCAUUUUCUGAAAAUAGCAAACUGACUCGUCAUAAACGUAUCCAUAUUGGGGAAAAACGAUAUCAGUGUGAUAUCUGUAGUAAAUCAUUUUCUCAUAAUGGUACUUUAACCUGUCACAAACGUAUUCAUACUGGAGAAAAACCAUAUCAGUGUGAUAUCUGUGGUAAAUCAUUUUCUAAGAAUAGCACUUUAACUAGUCACAAACGUAUUCAUACAGGAGAGAAACCAUAUCAUUGUGAUAUCUGUGGUAAAUCAUUCUCUCAAAACGGUCACUUAAGUAGACAUUUGACUAAUCAUACACAAGUGUAACAUUAUUAAUAUCAAAAUUUAUUACAACAGGACAAUUAUGAAUAUUUUGUUUGCUAAAAGACAAGGAUUUUCCCUUUUAAGCUUAACGUUAUUAACUUCAAGUUCAUGAAUGGCAAUAUGAAAUUGAUGAAUAUCAACCUUAAUAUCAUGUCGUCGUCGUCGUUUAACGUCCGCUUUAUAUAUGGAAAUAUAUUAACAGAGCAAUGACUUUGAUUUCUGAAGAUGAUUGUGCUGAAUUUUGGAGAAAUUUGUUCUGAGAGAAUAAAAGAAUGGGAAUAAUGAAUAAAAGUUUUAAGUGACAUUG